AUGUGGCCUUGGGGCGGUACGACAAAGACGGCGUACGCCGUGAAGGACGGCUGCGGUGCGGUUCACGCUACGGUACACGCUACGGUGCACGCUACGGUCUACGCCACGGUGGCCACCGUACCCUACAGCGGCGCAACCACCGUAGGUUACGGCGCACUGAACGGUCUCCUACAGUGGGCCGUCUGCCAAAAUGGCGCUACACGGAAGAGGAAAGAAUGA
Messenger RNA from Sporothrix schenckii 1099-18, 219 nucleotides. RefSeq lists its product as uncharacterized. The transcript has a single exon. Bases 1 to 219 code for a protein of 72 amino acids. Lineage: Eukaryota; Fungi; Ascomycota; Sordariomycetes; Ophiostomatales; Ophiostomataceae. The record is from RefSeq and is a predicted model, not a curated record.